CCCGGCGGAGACCUGGAAGCCUGCGCUCACCAUGAAGCGGCCCAGGGAGCCGAGCGGCUCCGAGGGCGAGUCCGACGGACCCAUCGACGUGGGCCGCGAGGGCGAGCUUAGCCAGAUGGCCAGGCCGCUGUCUACCCCCAGCCCUUCACAGAUGCAAGCCAGGAAGAAACGCAGAGGGAUCAUAGAGAAACGGCGCCGAGACCGCAUCAACAGCAGCCUUUCUGAAUUGCGGCGCUUGGUCCCCACUGCCUUUGAGAAGCAGGGCUCCUCCAAGCUGGAGAAAGCUGAGGUCCUGCAGAUGACGGUAGAUCACUUGAAAAUGCUCCACGCCACUGGUGGGACAGGAUUCUUCGAUGCCCGAGCCCUGGCAGUUGACUUCCGGAGCAUCGGUUUCCGGGAGUGCCUCACUGAAGUCAUCAGGUACCUGGGAGUCCUGGAAGGGCCCAGCAGCCGUGCGGACCCCGUCCGGAUUCGCCUUCUUUCCCACCUCAACAGCUAUGCAGCCGAGAUGGAGCCUUCACCCACGCCCACUGGGCACUUGGCCUUUCCUGCCUGGCCCUGGUCCUUCUUCCAUAGCUGUCCAGGGCUGUCAGUCCCAAGCAGCCAGCUCGCCAUCCUAGGAAGAGUGCCCGGCCCCGUCCUCCCCAGCGCCUCCUCGCUUACGUACCCCAUCCCAGCCCUCCGAGCCACUCCUGUGCGCAGAGCCGCUGGCACUGUCCUGCCAGCCCGGAGGAAUUUGCUGCCCAGUCGAGGGGUGCCUUCUACCCGGAGGGCCCGCCCUCUGGAGAGGCCAGCUGUCCCCCUGCCCAUGGCCUCCAGCAGCAGGGCUGCCAGGAGCAGCCACAUGGCACCCCUCCUGCGGUCUUCUUCCUCCACACCCCCUGGAGUUACAGGGUCCCCUGCUUAUGCAACUGUUCCUGCCCCCAGGCCCUCUUCCCCGGGGCCAGCUGGGAGGCCCACAGGAGCUGUGCUCUGCCACUCCUGGGUCUCCGAAAUCACAGAAGUCGGGGCGUUCUGAGCUGGCUUUCCCACCCCCAGGAGUGAGGAGAGUUCCUUUUGCUGGAGCUCUUAAAGUGGCGCUGCCUUUUCUGUCCUGCCUCCUGGACUGGCUCAUGCAUGAAGGUGUCUUCUCCUGACAGAGGCCCCCUCCUCCUUUGGCCCAUCUCCCCUCCUCACUGCUCAUCCAAGCUUGUCCACCCAGAUCUCCUGGUGCUGUUUUGAUCUCAGAAGCUGGUCUAGCUUCUUCCCUGGACAGAUGAGUCCCAGGAGACCCCAAAGCGCCGUGCCCAGACCCCUUUCCUACUCUAGUAUGCAUGGGGCAGCUGGCAUGAAUCUCAGCUCUGGGAACAAAGAUCUGACCUAAAAGGUACAGUAGCCUGAGGCUAGCUGCUUCCUUAGAGAGAUCAAACCCCAACCAGGAACAAUGACUGACUAGGUGCAGCCUUCCAAGGCCCAAGGGAACAGAACAUGGAGUCUGCCUCACUUCCUGAGACAGUAAUAGAGCAGGGGCCACAGAGAGGUCUCCUGAGAACCCUGUCUGCCCCUGCCCACCUGUCUUCGGCCCACCACAUCGCAGUGAACCACAGGAUGGCCCUGUGUCUACCACGGCCAGAGCCUGGGGGUUGGAGGCCCAGCUGGGCCUGCUCCUGCCCUCUUUCCAGCUUCAGACACCCACCCUCCAGCUGACCAACAGUUCCCUGCACACAGCUGGGAGGUUUCCUGGCAGCAGUUAGGCUCCAUGACAGGAUAUCCUUACCCCCAGGCCUGGGACAGCGCUCACAGACAGAAGCCAGGAUCCAGCAGAAAGCCCAGUUCUUUGCCUCUCGCACCAUCACCAUCCUCUAGGCAUGUGGUCCCUAUUGGUUGCACAGUGUGGAGAGCUAUAUUCCCACGUGAUGGCGCCCAGAGAGGAAUCCUCUUGGGAUUCAGCACCAGACACUUGUACUGCCUGGUUUGCAUCCGGCUCAUGGAGCCCAGACUGCUAGGACAGCCAAGGGCUGUCAGGCUGGACAAAAAUAACUGCAAGGAGGGGCAAGAGGAAGGACUGUCAGGCGGCUUGGCCCUGCAAGGUCACAUAGUGGGUCGAGGGCCUGAGAUCCUGUUCACCCAAGAUUCCAUGCAGCUGGCUUUGCUCAGAGGCCAUUUCAUUACCCAUCUCCAACUCAGGCCACUUUUCCUCUAACAGAGGGAACAAAUAUCCCAGCUGCCAUUCCGGGUGGAAGAUCAGAGGCCGAACAAGAUUGGAGCAGACCAAGGACUGACAUUCAGCGGGACCGGUGUUGCCAGACCCGCUGUAAAAUGUAGAAACACUCCUGUGCUCAUUGGCAAAUACCUGCUUCCCCUGAGUGCCCCCUUCCACCAAGCGGCUUUGCCCCCAGGACCUCAUUAUGCCUGGCCGACCUAAGGCCAUGGAGUCCUCCAGCUGGCAGUUCGUUCUCUGGUGCUUAUUCCGCACUCGUUAUGAAAUAUUUUUUGAAGGUCACUCCUGGGAAGAUUCUCCCAUCUCCACCCUUUGGUGGAACUACCUUCCCUAGAAGCUGAAUUGAGGAGACUCCAUGGGCUCAAAAGUAGAGUUUGUAAAAACCCUGGGGAAAAAGGGCCCUUUCAGAGAAGUGGGUCAAAGGGCAAAGAUCAUUUAAAUGACCCAGAAAGCUCUUUUGAAAAGGCACAUUCCUCAGGAGGCAUAAAGAGCUAAGUAAGUCUUUCACUUCGCAGUGUUAGUUCCAUCAGAUUGCUGCCCUCCUGGGCCCAUCCGUGUUGUGCAGCAGUGAGGAGAGAGGGAGUCACUGGCCUGGGGUGCUCCCUCCCCCUCUUCCUCUUCUCCCUCCCUAUCUCAGGUGGUGGCUCACUGCUCCCAAGGUUAUCAGGUCAGUGCUGCAGUCCUGGCAACUUCCUAACUUGAGAAUCCAGCACUUACGCUCUGGUGCUGUGGGAAGCCUGGUUCCAUGUUUCCAGCACCCAAUUCCGAAAGAAUCUGUUCACAUCAUUGAAUGAGGUGGGAUAGCCCAGAACUUUCAGCAUCUUAGUUGAUCUCAAGUUUAUUCUCCUGAGAGAUUGUGGGGGGAAAGGUGACUGGACGUGUUUGUUUCCAUGGUUGAGGAUUUGUAUCUUUUGUUUAUAUUUCCGAGCCUCACUGAUACCUUCGACUCCUACCCCAUUGCUGGGGUUGUUGCAGACAUCAAAUAAAGUUUAGUUCUUCUGGAAA
Molecule: messenger RNA, 3205 nt
Organism: Pteropus alecto (black flying fox)
Lineage: Eukaryota; Metazoa; Chordata; Mammalia; Chiroptera; Pteropodidae
Gene: HEYL
Product: hes related family bHLH transcription factor with YRPW motif-like
Exons: 5
Coding region: 32-1018 (328 amino acids)
Biological process (GO): anterior/posterior pattern specification; circulatory system development; regulation of neurogenesis
Cellular component (GO): nucleus
Molecular function (GO): DNA-binding transcription factor activity, RNA polymerase II-specific; protein dimerization activity; RNA polymerase II cis-regulatory region sequence-specific DNA binding
Source: RefSeq, a predicted model, not a curated record